AUGAAAGUUGGUGCUCUUCUGACCUCUGCUGGAAUCAACAUUGGUCUCUGUAUACUUUUUCUGUCAUUCUAUUCCAUUCUGAGAAAGCAGCCACAAAAUGUUAAGGUCUAUUUUGGGAGAAGGAUUGUUGAGCAGCAUAAGCGGCUCCGAGGGGCUUUUAUUUUGGAGAGAUUUGUUCCAUCUCCUAGCUGGAUUGUGAGAAGUCUGCAAUGCACGGAAGAUGAGAUCCUAUCUACCGCUGGGUUGGAUGCAGUUGUUUUCAAUAGAGUUCUGGUAUUUAGCAUACACAUAUUCUCAUUAGCUGCCAUUCUUUGUUUAUUUGGAGUUCUCCCAUUGAAUUAUUUUGGACAAGAUAUGCGUCAUGAACGGAUUCCUUCAACAUCAUUGGAGACAUUCACAAUAGGAAAUAUGAAAGAGAAAUCAAUAUGGCUUUGGGUCCAUUGCAUCGCGCUGUACACCAUAUCUGGUGUAGCUUGUUUUCUUCUAUAUAUGGAAUACAAGCGUAUUGCUAGACUGAGGUUGCUUCAUCUUGUUCGAACAAUGAGCAAACAUAGCCACUUUACUGUUCUUGUCCGUGGGAUACCAAAGUCAACUCAUGAAUCAUUCAACAGUGUUGUUGAGAGUUUCUUUACAACGUACCAUGCACCGAGUUACCUAUCUCAUCAAGUUGUUUAUAAAGUUGGUAAACUUCAGAAGAUAGUGACGGGUGCAAAGAAGGUUUAUAGGAAGUUCAAGCAUUUUAAGGGUACCACAGUCGACCAGACAUGCAGAUCUGUGACAUAUCGAUGUUGUCUUUGUGGGGUGUCAUCAAAUUCGUUCCAGUUGUUGCCCACUGAAGAGCAAGAGAGGGGAAAACCUUGUGUGAAAAAUUCAAACUUGAACUUACCUGCCGAGGAAUGUGCUGCUGCUUUUGUAUUUUUCAAAACGCGGUAUGCAGCGCUAAUUGUAUCCAAAAUUCUCCAGACAUCCAAUCCUAUGAAAUGGGUCACUAGUCUGGCCCCAGAACCGAAAGACAUGUACUGGUCAAAUCUUUGGUUACCGUACAAGCAGCUUUGGAUUCGCCGCAUAGCUACACUUCUUGGUUCUAUUGUUUUUAUGUUCAUUUUUCUUGUACCUGUGACAUUUAUACAAGGUCUAACUCAGCUGGAACAGCUGCAACAAAGGCUCCCUUUCCUGAAAGGGUUAUUGAAAGGGAAAAUCAUGACCCAGCUAGUAACUGGAUACCUUCCCAGUGUGAUCUUGCAAAUAUUUUUAUAUACUGUCCCCCCAACCAUGAUGAUGUUUGCGACACUAGAGGGACCUAUUUCUCACAGUGAAAGGAAGAAAAGUGCCUGUUGUAAAGUAUUAUACUUCACCAUUUGGAAUGUUUCUUUGUCAAUGUCUUAUCAGGUUCUGCAAUUAACCAACUGA
Molecule: messenger RNA, 1410 nt
Organism: Triticum turgidum subsp. durum (durum wheat)
Lineage: Eukaryota; Viridiplantae; Streptophyta; Magnoliopsida; Poales; Poaceae
Source: the annotation of a GenBank genome assembly